This is a messenger RNA of Trypanosoma grayi, 1263 nucleotides long. RefSeq names its product patatin-like phospholipase. Gene Ontology annotation, molecular function: triacylglycerol lipase activity. Gene Ontology annotation, biological process: lipid homeostasis; triglyceride catabolic process. NCBI's taxonomy places the organism in Eukaryota, Euglenozoa, Kinetoplastea, Trypanosomatida, Trypanosomatidae. The record is from RefSeq and is a predicted model, not a curated record. Gene Ontology annotation, cellular component: lipid droplet; cytoplasm; membrane. The coding region runs from base 1 to 1263 and encodes 420 amino acids. The transcript has a single exon.
AUGUCCAAGAAGUCCGUAAAGUCAGUUGAAAACAUAUUGAGCGAGAAAGGUGUAGAGUUUGAUCUUACGUUUAGCUUCUCCGCUGGAGGCUGGUUUCAGAUGUACCACUUUGGCGCUGCGCAGGCUAUUGUCGAAUCUGGUAUAAUCGAAAAGAUGUCAAGAGAAGGGAGACAUGUGCGGUUUUGUGGCUCCAGUGCGGGUUCUCUGGUUGCAGUAUGCUUGGCUUCGAAGAGCUAUCGCUUCAAAGAAAUACGAGAUUUUGCUUUGGCGCGUGGUGAGCAUUACCGUUCGUCGUUAUUUAACCUGUUCUGUAUGCGGAGAUAUCUGUCUGAGGCACUGGAUUUGUUUGGGGGCCAUAUGAGAAAUUUGGAGAUGAAGCCACAUUUGCAAGCCAUGCUAAAUGAUGGCUCCCUGGAGAUCUUCGUCACGACGCUUCCACACAUGAAACGGAAGGUUGUCGACAGCUUUCUUUCGUAUGAUGAUAUUGCCGAGGCUUUAAAGGCUUCGUGCUGCAUGGCCCCGCUGGUGGGAGUGCCGUUCCGGAUGCGUGCAACAGAGGAAUGGGUGUGCGAUGGCGCUGUGGCUACGAUUCAGCCUCACAAAGAUGAGCCUCGCACGAUUUCGGUCAGUCCUUUCUAUUUUAGCACAGCAACCAUUCACCCUACAGUUUUGGUACCUGUGUGGUGGGGCCUGAGGCCGCCCGAAGCGGUCGCCCACAGGAACCUGUUCGCCCUCGGCUACAAUGACAUGAUUGAAGGCCUGGUGGCAAAUGGGUACAUCCUACCACAAGAUGGUGAGCCGCUUCUAAUGCCAGAAGUGCAUUUUUCGUUUGAACGUAGUUUUCUACUGCGUUUUUUUGACUAUGUACUAGAUGUGAUGGUGAUUAUUUUUGUUCGUCCGUUCGUUGUGGUGUUCAUUUACGUUGAGCUUGCGAUUAUGAGCUUUGUGUACUUUAUGAAGGGUAUGGUGAAGCUGGAUUGCGGAUCCUUGGGGAAAUUCUACGACAAUUUGAGAAACAUGGUGUCACUUCGCACCCUUGGAAGGCUCGUCUUCGGUGAGAAAGUGCCGCACAACGGGCAGCGACUCGAGAGGAGCUCACGGCUUUAUCGUGUGUUUAAUCCGAUUCUGCUCGGUGGGAGAAGAAGCACAGAUCGCGCUGUCAUGAGUCCCACUGGUGCUGUGAUUGGUGGACUGCCGUCGCUGUCGCCAACCACGCUGAAUCGGGCGAGGACGGCUUCGAAGUCGGCGACCCGUAGAUCCUGA